GUUCAGCGUCCGAAAAUUGCACCUAACAGCGAAAAAGAAAAAUACUGUAGGAAAGACAAUUGUUGUGGCUUUAAAUUGGAUAUUUGAAGAUGGCCUGGACAUCCAAUAGAUUUAAUGAUUUUACUUCCAUGAACAACAACGUGAACAGAGCACCUAGUCGACAAACAACAAGCGGGUCAAAGUAUAAUUCAUUCAGAGGGACACAGUUUAAACAAAGCGCCACAGGGCAGAGUCGAGGUCAAGGUACGACAUGGGGUGCUGGAGCCCAGGGUGGCCCAGGAUCACGGGGCUUUCAGCAGCAAAGUUUUGGUGCACCACCUGCAGGGAGAAGUACAAAUGCAGUGGCCAAGUUGGAAAACCUUCAUGUGGGCUCAGUGGCAACUGUGAUUGGAGUUGUGAUUGCAAAAGAAAGUCCUCGUUCAAUAUUUUCGCGAAUAAAUUCAGGAACUGAGCGUCACCUGAUGGGUUUCGUCCUGCGAGAUUCACCAACAGCAUUUGUGCCGAUCACUUGCUGGGGAGGACAGGACUACAUCAGGGAUAUGCAUAGGUCAUUUUCAAUUGGGGAUGUAGUGAAAGUUUCCAACGUACAAGUACAGCAGAAUGCCAGUGAUGGUUCUGAUGAGAAGUUUAGGGUGUCUUCACCGCUAGCAUUCCACUUAAGUGCAAGUGAAAACCACUGCAGUGUAUCCCUCUACGAGGGCCUUGACCUUGGGAGUUACGCACCCCUGCACUACAUCCCGAUCAAGCCCAGCAGUGACUACUACACACUUGAGGAUGUGCUCGCUAAUGGACAGACACUUAAUGGGGAGCAUAUUAGUCUGCUAGUGGUUGUCAGAAAGGUGGGCCCAGCACGAGACAUCACAACCAAGGCAGGCAAGCACACAAAACGAUGUGAGGUGAAGCUGUUUGAUGAGAGUUGUGCCUCCUUCCCUCUCGUCCUGUGGGGUGAGGAUUUGGUGGAUCUUGCACAGUCUUGGACACCUAUUGAAACAGUUCUGUUUGUUGGUGAUGUGAGGAUGAACUAUGAUGACUACCGCUCCGGUAUGUUGGCCACUGCCGACUCUAAAACUGUCAUCACUCCUAACCCAGAUACACCAGAUGCCAAGUGUCUGUUCCGGUAUGGGCAGACUCAGACAUGGCUACUGGAAGAAGAUGGGCCGGGAAAUUACUCCACAGAACACUCAGACCCUCCUUUGGCAGACAUCCAGUCCAUUAUUGUGGUGGAGCAGAUUGCCAGCCGGGAGGGUGUCACCUCAGACUAUGCUCAACUGUAUGCGGCCAUUACAAAGUUGGAUCUGGAUGCCGAAAACACUGAUCGGUUCUUCAGAAGAAGAUGUGCCAAAUGCAAGCAGAUGGUUACAAUAUCCAACAACUACCAGUGUACCAACCAGGCAUGCACACAGGGGGCCCUGGGCAUGUUCAACACAUCUGGGCAGAUAACUCUAGAUGAACCAGAUACAGAGUUCUCCAUCCCUGUGGACAUUUCUGACCACACAGGAACAGUGCAUGCAUGGUUGUCUGCCCCUGUUCUGGAGUCAAUGAUCGGAUUCAAGGUUGAAGACCUGUUGCAGCUACCGUCUGAACGGAGGACGCAGUUCAAAUGGGGCUUCCUUCUGGAGAGAUGCAAGUUCUACAUCAGAAUGAUUCGCAACACCAGGCAGCCAGAGAGGAGUACAGUGAAGGUGUUGGUCUGCAGCAGAGCUGACCCUGCCGAAAUGAUGACAAACAUUUCUCGAUGAAAUCGAUCAUUGCAAUUGGCAACAUGAUACUUGGAAUAGAUACAAACUUUGAAAUCUUAACUGGAUUUAAUUUAAAAACUUAAACUUUCAAGUCCUUGUUCCUUUUGAUCUUGAUAAAAAGAUAAAAAAAAAUCUUUGUGAAUUUUUGUUAAAUACCAACGAUGUAAAUCCAAUGAUGCAAGUGCAGUUUGAUUUCAUUUUUGAAAAUGCAAUUAUUUUCGAUGUGGCUUAUUAUGUUUCUAUUUGAAACCGGUUCAAUAUAUGUGUACGUGUAUAAAUGCGGUAAAAUUCAACAGUGAUAAGAUUUAAACCUGGGAAGAUUUUCAGAUGAAACUUGUCAUACAUGUUAACAAUUGCAACACCCAUUGGGACCAUAUUGAUAAUGAGUUUACAACUAAAUAUCGUAAGAUUGAGAAUUUUAGUUUAUAGAUUACCUUAAGAUCCCAUAGUGAAUUGCAAGUGUUAAGUGUUAUUUGCUGAUUCUUGAAAACACAUGCAUUGUGACUUGUGAAAAUUGUUUGUUACUGGAUCAAGAAGCAUUUGACUGUCAAUAUUGUCUUCUCAUGUAGUUCUUGGUCUGUGACAGAGUUAACUAUUGUUGAUUACUUUCACUUUCUUGUAAACUGAAGAGCUGUGAUAUUUCUGUUAUAUAUAAUCCAUUUUACACUAUUAGUUUGUUUGUUAUACAAUUUAGGUUUGGCAACC
This is a messenger RNA of Mya arenaria, 2444 nucleotides long. Its product is annotated as meiosis-specific with OB domain-containing protein-like. Lineage: Eukaryota; Metazoa; Mollusca; Bivalvia; Myida; Myidae. The record is from RefSeq and is a predicted model, not a curated record. The transcript has 15 exons. Gene Ontology annotation, molecular function: single-stranded DNA 3'-5' DNA exonuclease activity; single-stranded DNA binding. The coding region runs from base 90 to 1739 and encodes 549 amino acids. Gene Ontology annotation, biological process: resolution of meiotic recombination intermediates.